Fusarium odoratissimum NRRL 54006 is the source of this 2067-nucleotide messenger RNA. RefSeq lists its product as uncharacterized. The transcript has 2 exons. Lineage: Eukaryota; Fungi; Ascomycota; Sordariomycetes; Hypocreales; Nectriaceae. Bases 1 to 2067 code for a protein of 688 amino acids. The record is from RefSeq and is a predicted model, not a curated record.
AUGGCAAAUACUCUCACCCUGUCGUCUGCGGUUGUCGCGGGCGGCCCGUUUGAGCAGCAAGGCUCUAUUGACUGGGUCCAGAUCGCCAGAAUGUCCGUUUCUGUGCCGAUCUCCAUUCUCGCACGCGUUACAGCUGCCGACGUUUCUGCGCUAACGAUCGUCGUGGGGCAGGAAAUGUCAUCUCUCUUUCAAUUGUCCGCCACCGGACAUGAACGUCUCAUUAAGGCGCUUGCGGAACUGAAGAGCUUCUCUGCCAUCGGAGAUGCCAUUUGGUUUGGCUUUGGGAUCAAGCACAUAAUGCGAGUCCUUGCGGAGACUGGCAAAGGACUGACGUGCCUGAUGCUAUGUGCAUGUCUUUCUGAAAUUCAUCCACCAAAGACGUGCGCCGAAAUCUUAAUCAGGUUGGCUGAUGUUUGUGACGCCCCUGAUCAUCUACGUCCCUCUGCUAGUCAAUGGUUGAAUCUAGUAGGAGCUUGCUCCGGAACUCUCAAGUCCACGACCUUUGCAUGUAUCGCGGAGCAGUUCAUGGCAUUCCAUCACCCUUACGUGAGCGAGGAAUACAUGGAUGAGGCUGCAGAUGUUGCUAGAGCUUUGCUCGCUGUGGCGCGUGUUUCCUCCGGUGUGCUGAGUUCGGUAACAUUGACGGGCGGUCGAUCCUGCGGAUGGAUCGCUGCUAUUGGGUUCUACUUCCUCGGCUUGGAGGUCGAGAUUCGAAGUGCCGAUAAUGCUACGAUUUACAAGUCCACGACCAACGAUGACUCGAUCCGUCUGUUGGUCAUAUACGGGACAGCACAGUCCACCAACCAGGUCCAGGUCAACAGCACUGCAUACUUCAUAAACUCUCUUGAUCGCGUCAUGGCCCAUGAGCAGCGGUUUGAUUCCAUUAUAUCUGGGACCGUUCCAUGGAAUAAGUGCUUUUCAACAACGUUCGGUGACUCCUUCAGGCACCUUCUGGAUGCCAGACAAGAUUUUGGUCGUCUAAUGGGCGCCUCCGCACGGGUCUUUCGAGGCUUAACCAUUUCGGAUACAAGUAGCAUCUUCAAUUCUAAUGACCGUGCCGAUUGGUUCGGCUUUCAACCAGGUCAAUACGGACAUGGAUUUUGGCAUUCCGCUACUUCAUGGUUCCCUGAACUUUUACUCCUGGGUCCCAACAUUGAUCUCGACACGAACAUGCCUGUUGACGAUGCUGUUGAGGCAUAUAAUCAAGCCUCGGAGAACUUGGCACGCACCUGCAACUGUCAUUACUGUUCCGGAGACUACUCGAGAUCCAUGAGGGGGUACUGCCUUCCCGUACUUGCCGAGACCAUUAUCUUCCUUGUCUGGAAUGUUGCUGCUCUUCGAAUCCACACCGAUCUCAAGCCCUAUCACUCUGGCUUGAGAUUCAUUUACCAACUCCACUCUGGUGAGGCUAUGACCGAUCCUAGUUUUGGAGAAUGGUAUGGAGGCGAUGCCCAUCGUGAAGCUUACUGGGGAAAUAUUGUUCAUCUCGUACGACGUCUCGACCUUGCUUCAGUAUACCAUACGGCGCAGUUUCUGUUUACCAAUGACUUAUAUCCUCUGCAGAGAUGCAAGGCAUUUACUGCCGCUUCUGUUGGGGGUCUAUGCUUCUAUUUUGACAUCUUGCGUAAUGUGUCAGAUCGACCAGAAGAGGCAGUGACACUGCAUGUUAUACCUGGAGUAAUCCAGACGAAUGCCGGACGACAAUACUCUUUCAUCGCGGAUAAAACGGGCACCAGGUCUGAUGGUCUUUUAGGGUUCGACUGGAUAGGCACCCGUUCUUUCGAGGAUACUCCCCAAUACAAAGUCGAUUACAAAGGUAGUGUGACAGAGUCAUUGGGCGGCAAUAUCUCGAUCCCUAUACUUGGUAUGGACACAGGAAGCUCUGAUUUGAAUGUCAAGCUUUUCAUUGAAGAGUCUGCCAGCGGCUUGCUCGUCGAUCUUCACUUCAUCAGUGCCGCGGGAACCUGUCGUGUCGGGGCAUAUACCACGCUUAAAGAGAUCAUCGAGAACUCAGGACUAACGGAGAAGGCUCUGUGUCUGAGAAUCUCCAGCCGAGAAUCUACCUAA